Messenger RNA from Nezara viridula (southern green stink bug), 376 nucleotides. Lineage: Eukaryota; Metazoa; Arthropoda; Insecta; Hemiptera; Pentatomidae. The record is from the annotation of a GenBank genome assembly.
AUGCUAACCCCAGGGUUUUUCCUUGAAGAGGCAGUCUUCGGGGUCGUUGUUUUCUGCCUCGCCUUGCUGGUGUGUCUUGCGGCAUCUUCUCCAGUCGAUACUGAGAUUGGAGGACUAGACGACUCCAUUGGAGGCCACAGAGACUUAUAUGGACGCGGUGGGGGAUCCUCGUAUGGGAAGUAUAUGUUGUACAAAAUCACAGGAGCAUUGAGCAAUCCAUUUUGAAUCAAUCAUUCCCUCAUCUGUCCAUUUGGAAUGAUUCUUUCCAAUGCUAUUAAUAACCUUAUGUAUUUAUUUGUAACAAAUAAUGUAGGUUAAUAAUAAAAAUAUAAAUUUAUAACUUUUAUUUAUCUUCCGUACCCAAAUAUUUGUCAUU